UGUGCGAUUUGAAAUUUGAAUUAUGCCCUAGAAAGAAGCAACUCAUGAUGCUGCCUGUUGACUUCCAGUUCCAUCAUCACAAAUCUGCCUUGUUGGUCUUUGGUAUGCUGCUCAUCACAUUAGUGAUGGGACAGCCAGAAGAGCAGCUGCCUCAGCUGCAGCAGGACCUGGGCCGUUAUCCACAGCUAGAUCUUCACCCAGGUAAAAACAUGUCUUCCACAUCUUUCAUGCCUGAUGUGAUCCUCGCUACUUACUGCUACGCUGGCGAGCGGCCAAGCGUGGCUGCGAUCUUCAAGUCCGUCUGGAUGAGCAUUGACAUCGGCUCCGACCAGUUCACCGUGUACCGCGGUGCAAAUGCCAGCGAUGUUCUGCACCAGCACAAGGUGGCCAGUGGGCAGCUGUUCACCCUGCUGCCCUGGCGCGUGCGCCACGUGCGGCUGCCUCCGUUUGAGCCCACUUGCGUCGGUGUGGAGACAGUGGAGCGGUACAGCGUCCAGCUGAGCGUGCGCCACGUGGACUACUGGCUGGCGCUGCUGCUGGCCGCGGGUCUGGCGCUGUUCGUGGCCGCCGAGCCGCUCAGCACCAACGUCGUGUUCCACUACUCGUCCGGCGUGGCGAUCGGCAUGUUCGGCGCCGUGCUGGUGGCCGUGUUCGUGCUGAGUCGGCUGCUGCCGCGGCGAAGCUCGGCGCUAGCCUUUCUCUUCACCGGCUGGUCGCUGGCGCUCUACCUGCUGCAGUACGUGCUGGAGAACCUGCGACAGCACCUGAUCCGUUACCGCGCCUACGUUCUCGGCUACCUGGCCGUCUCAGGCCUGCUGAGCUUCGCCAUCUGCUACUGGUACGGCCCGGUGAAGGACCGUCGGUCGCAGACGCUCAUCAAGUGGUUCCUGCAGCUGGUCGGGCUCGGCUGCGUCUACAUGUCUUCCAGCAUGUCCGAGGCCUCGAUGGCGCUCGUGCUGCUGCUGGUGGGCUGGCAGGCGCUGCCGGUCAGUGUCGGGGUGCGGAUGCGUGCCGCGCUGCGCCGCCGUUUGUUUCGGCCCAAGCCGCGCAAGCUGCUCUCCGAACAGGAGUACCUGGAGCAGAGCGCCGUGGCCACGCGGCAGGCGCUCCAGGAGCUGCGCCAGUACUGCCGGUCGCCGGAGUGCGACGCGUGGCGCACCGUCAGUCGGCUGCGGACGCCGACCAGGUUUGCCGACUUUGUGGAGGGCGCCUCCCACCUGUCCGAUGAGGAGGUGCUGGAGUAUGAGCUGGAGCCGACCACCCUGCUCCCGAGGGAUGACGAUGAUGGUGCCUCGGAAGACGACUGGUGAAGGUCAGAGGAGACGCCGGAGGAGACGGCUGGUGAAGAUGGAUCAACAUUUGUAAGACGGCUGGUGAUGCCGAAUGGUGUUUUAAAACGUGGUUAGGAAGGACGUGAGAUAAGGAAUCGAUGGGGAGCAAGAGGAACUAAGGUUUUGAAGCGGAUGGAUGUAGUUGCAAAGCUUGAUGCAUGACGCCAAUAUGUGAAGUCAGUCCAAUGCGUGGUGUUGAAAGGCUCGUAUAUUACGGUUACCUAUUUGCGAACGGUUUUUGCUCUGUGUCUGGAGUGGUCCACCAUCUGAAUGCCAGCUUGCAGUAUGCCAGCCGUGAAUUCAAAACCUGAUGAAACAUAUCAAAGACUCUUGGCAUGACGCGAGAGGCACAUUUUCUGGGUGUUACAACGCCUUGGGGGUGAUAGUCAUCUGGAAAUGUGCGUUACGUAUUCGGAAGCUGCCGUGGAGGUGGUCGCAGGACGAUAUUGGGAGACUAUGAUCGUUAUGAGCUCUUGUCUGGUGCUCAUAAGUGAUCCGCUGCCGUGUGUCAAAGUGGCCAGAGAUUGAAUAAGGUGUUUCCUCAUCGUGAUUUGGCCGUAGGCUUUAUGAACUGUACUGUUGCCAUCAAUGUUCGUCGUGGGUCCUUACUCAUUCCCAUCCCGUCUGUGCCUUGUGAUCAGCUCAUUGCGUCAUUUGGUAGGUAAGAGGCAUCAGCGUUACUGCAGCGGUCCAGGCUACCCGUUACGCUGGUAAUAUUGGUGGUCGAUCAACUGGUGUGCAGGUCGUGGGAACGAUGUGCUAUAUGCGUAGCUUGUGUCCCCAUCUAUGGUAUGCUGUUAGCUGUAGCCAAACGGGAGCAGCCCUGGCGGCGGACCUGCGAACUACCGAGUACGGUCUAUGACGAACGCCGACGUUGCGCAUGUGUCGCAUCGUGUGCUUGCUCGUUACUGCCAAAUGCCUGUAGGUAUUCUUGCCGAAGGGGGCUAUGUGAAGUGAUCUCGGCUGUAUUUGUGGCUCGAUUUUAGUCCCUUCCGAUGUCAGACUUGUCACUCAUGCUCAUACCUUAUCAUUUUCAUCAGAUGACCAAUCGUAACUACAAAUAAAUGUCAUUUGUUU
Amphibalanus amphitrite is the source of this 2408-nucleotide messenger RNA. It is a transcript of the gene Nemp, whose product is annotated as nuclear envelope integral membrane protein 1-like. Lineage: Eukaryota; Metazoa; Arthropoda; Thecostraca; Balanomorpha; Balanidae. The transcript is spliced from 2 exons. The record is from RefSeq and is a predicted model, not a curated record. Gene Ontology annotation, cellular component: nuclear envelope. Bases 45 to 1310 code for a protein of 421 amino acids.